AUUGACUACUCCGUACCUACGAUUGACAAGAGAGAUCGCGUAUAACAGGUAGUCAGAAAAUUGACUGAUACCAUCAUCACUUCAACAAUAUCCAAAACACAUGUUAUGUCAAUGACACUCACAGUCGGUGUCCUGGCCUUACAGGGCGCCUUUCUGGAACAUUUGAUACUACUCAAAAGAGCUGCAAGUCAUUUACAAAGCCACGGAGUCACGACGUCCUUCGAGUUCACAGAAGUCAGAAAUGUUGAACAGCUUUCCCGAUGCGACGCAUUGAUUAUCCCCGGCGGUGAGAGCACAACCAUCUCUCUAGUGGCGGCAGAGUCUGGUCUGCUGGAGCCUUUAAGGGACUUUGUAAAAGUUGAUCGGAAGCCAACCUGGGGAACAUGUGCUGGACUCAUCCUGCUAUCCGAGGCAGCAAAUGCCAUCAAGAAGGGAGGUCAGGAUCUCAUCGGUGGUCUAGAUGUUCGAGUGAAUCGCAACCAUUUCGGUAGGCAAGUCGAGAGUUUCCAGGCCGACCUAGACCUUCCGUUCUUGAAAUCAGAGGAAUCAGUGUCGCAUGAACCAUUUCCAGGAGUCUUCAUCCGAGCACCCGUUGUCGAAAAGAUCUUGCCCAAUGUCGAAGGUGUUCAGAAAGGAGAACAGCAGAUGGCUCAGACCGUCGUUGCCCCAUCGAAAUCUGCCAGAGACAAUCACGCCCGGCAAGCAAUGAGUUCUCAUGUUGAUGUCAUGGGCGUGCUUCCUGGUCGACUCAAGAAGGCAAAUGCUAUGGGUGCUGAAGUAAAUGCUGGAGAAGAGGUCGGCGAUAUCAUUGCUGUCAAGCAAGGUAACGUCUUCGGAACGAGCUUUCAUCCUGAACUGACCGCCGAUAUUCGGAUACACGUUUGGUGGCUGAAACAAGUCUUGGCCGCAGUCGGUAGAACAUCUGUAACUAAGUCGGAGUGAAUAAGACCAUGGUCGGGUUGCUGCGAUUGACCGCAUGCUGGAGUUCGCCUUAUAUAGCAACUAGAGUUAGUCGAUAUAGUGUUU
Molecule: messenger RNA, 1026 nt
Organism: Exophiala oligosperma
Lineage: Eukaryota; Fungi; Ascomycota; Eurotiomycetes; Chaetothyriales; Herpotrichiellaceae
Product: pyridoxal 5'-phosphate synthase, glutaminase subunit Pdx2
Exons: 2
Coding region: 106-942 (278 amino acids)
Biological process (GO): pyridoxal 5'-phosphate biosynthetic process; pyridoxine metabolic process
Cellular component (GO): glutaminase complex; cytosol
Molecular function (GO): glutaminase activity
Source: RefSeq, a predicted model, not a curated record